Molecule: messenger RNA, 17610 nt
Organism: Acipenser ruthenus (sterlet)
Lineage: Eukaryota; Metazoa; Chordata; Actinopteri; Acipenseriformes; Acipenseridae
Exons: 12
Coding region: 11367-15353 (1328 amino acids)
Biological process (GO): DNA replication
Molecular function (GO): DNA-directed DNA polymerase activity; nucleotide binding; DNA binding
Source: RefSeq, a predicted model, not a curated record
ACCCCGCCUGUGAGUGCUGCUGGCAAAGCCUCUUCAUACAGACAGCCUGCACUGGUCCUCCUCAUCCUGUGCUGUCUCUUACUGGCUGCCAUCAUCGCCCUCGCUGUCUAUCAUUUAAGAACUAAAGAAGACCCUGAGAAAUACACCAGCCUGUCCACAAAUUAUUCAUCAUUACUGAAUCAGCUCCAGGACUUGAGCAGUGACUACAGCAACCUCAACAAGAAUCAUUCUGAGCUGCAGAGUAACUAUAGCAAGUUCUCUGGAUCUCACAUUAAUCUGCAGAGUAAUUAUAGCAGGCUCAAUGAAACUCAUUCUGAGCUGCAGAGUAACUAUAGCAAGCUCUUACAAAAUCAGAGCCAGCUAGUAGAUGAGAAAAACACACUCCAAAAAGAAAAUUCAGAAUUGAAAAAGAACAAUACUGAGCUUUCUGUCAAAUCAUCAAUCUUGGAUAAAUACUGUCCUCUCAAAGAAGGCUCUUCAAAGGGUGAGUUGUGAAUUCUAUACAAUCCCAUCAUCAGAGAGAGAGAGAGAGAGAGAGAGAGAGAGAGAGAGAGAGAGCUUUGCAGGAAGUGCAUUGGACUGUGUAGAGUUGUCAUACACAGCAUACAAAUCACACAACACAGAGAUUGAAUUUUGAAAAUCAACACAUUCUACACCAUAAAACAGCAGCAGCAAUGAUAAAACACAGACGGCAGCAGCAGUGAUAGAAUUACAUGAUCUUUUUAAAAAUUUAAAAUUAAAUUGCCAUCUUCACCCACCCCACACACUCCCUCCUCAAUGCACCCACAUCUUGAACCAUACUGUAAUAAAAUAAAUCAGCUUUUAUUCUGGUUGCAACCAGGACUCUAAAAACACACAAAGCAUCAUCUAUACCAGUGCAGGACAUUCUGUUCUUGUGGGAUUUCAAAAUGGUUAGCUUCGCUUGACCUUGAAGAAAGUUGACCAGGGCACACCGAUGGCGGCAUAUGUAAGAAUACUUAAUACUAAAAAUGAACAGCGCUUUAGUAAAAAGCACCCCGAGGUUCGUCAGCAGGCCGGAGUCGUGGGCAGUCUGUGAAACACUGUUUCACGGCGGGGCAGAAGGUGCACCGCUCCCUCAACCCGGCUCAGCUAGCGGUUCGUGGCCAUGAUGCCAUGCAGGAUGUGCCACUGCAGGUCCCCAAAGUGCUUAGGCAAGGGCAGCGUGUACAGCACCCUCCAGGACAGCAGCGGCAAAGAAAGAUGAGAAAGAUGCAAAGGCUGCCCUUCGAAUCGGUGAUAUCAUGGGGCAAGUUUAGCAUGGAAGAGUGGGCCUUGGUCUCAGUUCAGCUCCUCCUACAUGGCACAAGGCAGCCCCAGCUCAACGGAGGAAUCUGGUAGUCAACAAGGUGCAAAAGCAGGAGGAGAGGAUGAGGUGCGUAAAGGCCAUUUCCCAGGCCAAGCAGGAAGAAUGGAUGAGAUGGGAGAGUGUGGAACAACGCAAGAUCGGCUGGCAAGACUUAUGGACAAUGGAACAGAGCAGGAUCAGUUUCCUCAUCAGAUCAACAUAUAAUGUUCUCCCAUCACCACAGAACCUAAACCUCUGCGUGGGUGAGGAUCCCUCAUGUCCUUUGUGUUCAUCACCUGCAACAUUAAGGCACAUUUUGACAGGAUGUAAGGUGGGUCUUAGCCAAGGACGGUUUACUUGGCGCCAUGACCAGGUGCUGCGAUGUUUGUCCUUACAAUUGGAAGACAAGCGUAACAUGACCAAUAAGUUGCAACCAGUUCCAUCAAAGCAUUACACAAUAUUGUGACAAUAUUCCUCCUUCCAGGAGAGCAACAGCCAAGAAAAGGUGUAAAAGCCAAGCCUCGCCCAGGACAACUGGAAGCUGCUAAAUGCUGGCAGAUGUUGGUAAACGGCUUAUUUUUCCACCCGAGAUUACCACCACUAACCUUCAACCAGACAUUGUCUUGUGGUCUGGAUCAGCACGCCUUGUUCACCUGGUAGAGUUAACAGUGCCAUGGGAGGAUGCUGUGGAUGAGGCGUAUGAGAGGAAGAAACUGCGGUAUGCUCAACUAGCCACUGAAGCGGAACAGUGAGGAUGGAGAGUUUGGGUUUACCCAGCGGAGGUGGGUUGUCGAGGAUUUGUGGCACACUAUACAACCUAAUUUCUCAGAGAUGUCAGGUUCAGUGGCCAAGAGUUGUGUCGCACAGUGAAGAACUUAUUUGAAGCAGCAGAAAAGAGCAGCAACUGGCUCUGGUUGUGACGGAAAGAUUCUAGCUGGGGAUCUCAAGCGCAAUAGAAAGAAAGCAACACUGAUGUACGGCUAAGUAAGCUGGGCUGAGUUGAGUGGGGGACAGAGGGUGGUGAUGCUGGGAUGCCAGAAUCACUGUUAAGCCCCUCUUGAGGUGUCGUGGGCUGGUCGACGAAACACCGAGGACGGAAGGUGCCCACUUAAAGAUCCCAGAGAUGUACCCUACUUAGCUCAAUCCAGACGGUUGUCAUGCUGAUGUGCUGGGGAGGCCGCACUGUGGUUGCUGGGGAGGCAAAAUAAGCUGAUCCCUGGAGCCAGCAUUACACAUAAGCCAUCAACACCAGGCAGAAAGAUAUCUGUAUCAUCAUAUGGAAAGAAACACAAAUGGAUGGAGAUGCAGAUGGAUCACAUUAGUUUACUGUAAAGCUACAUCUUAGUUGGCGCUUAUCUUGGUGAGAGUCGAGUUCAAAUCAGCAUGAAGUUUUAACAUCUACUCUCAUGUAAUGUUAAUCAGACAGGGGCAGCUUGUACAGCACCUUCCAGGACGUCAACGCAGACUCACCCCACCGGUAGGUGUCAGUCAGGUCUCUUAACUUGGUGUAAUGGCAUGCUUUGACAACUGUGCUGUACAGCUGCCUCUUCAAUGCAGAGUGGAAUUGCAGGUCUGACUCUCUGUCCAGUGAUAACAGCAUCCCGGACUGCUCACCCCCCUCCUCCUCCUCCUCCAGCAUCGCGGGGGAGAGCAGCACCGAGGGUGAAACUGACUCAUGCUCCAGGGCCUGUCUCUCCGAGUGGCACUGUGCCACGAACUCCGACACAGCAGGGCUCAAGGGAGGCUUUGCUCUCUCCCAGAACCCUCUCCAUGAAUCGUACUGAGAGCAGGCCCAGUGCUGCAGUCAGCUCAGCCCCGCUCUUCCAUCGCCACUCAGUCCAGUCUAUUAGGUGACGCAGGGUGGUGACUCUGGCCUCUAAAAACACUGAAAAAAGCUGUUUGGAAUUAAAAACACCACAUUUAAAAAUGUCAUUAAAAAAUAGAGGCUUUUUGAAAACACAAUUAGUGCAUUCUGUCCUUAAAACCUUUACUAACCUCCAGGCAUUUCUUAUAAAAACUUUCCAACCCUGUGUUAUUUACUUUGCUGGGGGUCAUCAAAAACAGCUCCCUGUCUAAGAUGAGCUCUCCAGCCCACCUCAGGAGAGACAGAGCUAGGCCUUUCCAGCUCAGUUUGGGAGAGUACAGCAGACUCUGGGCUGCCUGCAGUCUGAAAGCAGCUACCUGGGAGGAGAUGUCAAUCAGCCCCUGCCCCCAUUCAUCUCGGGGCAGGUACAGCACUGCUGGCCUCAACCAAUGGUUCCAUUCUAAAAGAUAUUGAAUAGAGCAUCCCCGACAGAGAGCAGCCCUGUCUGUUCCCUCUCUCCACUGGGAAAUCUGGCUUAGACUGCUAUUAAUCUUAAAGCUAAAAAUAUCAGAGUAUACAAUUUUGAUGUAAGACAUAAAAACAGGACCGAAACCAAACACCAUGGUCCACCCUGUCGAAAGCCUUCUCCUGGUCAAGUGACAUCAGCCCAAAAUCUAGAUAAAAAAAAUUAGAAACGGUCUCCGAUUUAAAACAAAUUAUCAAAUAUAGAGCGCCCCGGCACACAGUACGUCUGGUCUCUGUGCACCAUGGGGCUCAAGCAUUCUCUAAGACUACUGGCCAGAGUUUUGGAGAGGAUUUUGGAAUCACAGCACAACAGCGACAUAGUUCUUCAGCUCACAGAGGCCUCCUUUUUUGGAUAACAAAGUCAGUACUGUCCUGCGGCAGCUCAGGGGUAGCUCUCCCUCCACCACACACUCCUUCAGCACCUGUGCAGAUCACUACCCAGACAUUUCCAAAAAUGCUUAUUAAACUCAACCGGAAGCCCGUCCAGCCCAGGUGCUGUGCUGUUGGAGAACUGUGUGACGGAGGUCGUGAGCUCCCCAAAUGAGACAGGCAUGUCCAGGCCGCAGCGCUCCCCCUCACUCAGGCUAGGGAGACCCUUCAAUAGCCACUCCGUCUACUCCUGGUCGCAGUUCUCAGCCUGAUACAGCUCGGAGUAAAAGUCCACCGCGGCCCUACGAAGCUCCGCAGGGCUGGAGACCUCUCUCCCCCGGGCAGCCUCAGUAACAGCAUCUGCUUGUGUUCAGAUACCUUCUUCUCCCAGCAGAAGAAGGCUGUGGGGCGUCCAUGUCUCUUAGUUCAAUGAAUCUUGCUCUCACCAGCGACCCCUUGACCAGGCGCUGUUUCCUCUCUUUCAGGCUGCGAUAUGUCCCCUCCAUGCUCUGGCCACCCAGCGCUCUCUCAAUCUCUAAAAUCUCAAUCGCCAAAUGGCUGACCUCUGCAUUCAUUUCUCCAGUGACGUUCUGGUAUAUUACUGGCAGAAAAUCUUAAUUUGGGUUUUCCCCACAUCCCACCACUGCCUCAAACUGGAGAAUCGCCUCUUUCUCUCUUCUCCAGUUGUCCCAGAACAUUGUAAAAAAAAAUCUGUGAACUGAGUGUCUUGUAAUAGUUUCAUAUUAAAGUGCCAGUAAGAUUUAGUGUGCUGUGCAGUGGGUAAGCAGAAAACUGGUGAUGAAGUGAUGAUCAGACAGGGACGUGGGGUGAAUACUGCUGUUAAUGAUUCUAUUGAGGCGGUGCUUUUGAGUGUAUACACGGUCCAGCCGUGCUCCAGAUAUUUCACCAUUACUUAUUUUAAUCCAAGCGUACUGUUUAGAGGUGUUGUGCAAGUUCCUCCAGAUGUCAGCUAGAUUGAAUAUUGUCAGCACGCCAGCCAGCUCUCUGACAGAUUGGGGAUUGGGUUCAUCAUGAUUUCUGUCUAAAUUAAAAUCUAAAGUACAAUUCAAAUCCCCACCCACCAGUAUAAAAUGUUCUGGGUCACACUUUCCUAAAAUCUGAUUAAGACUUAAAAAAUACAAUCUGUUCUCUGCCCAAAUUAGGAUCAUAAAUACUACAAAGAUCAAUGAAACCCUCAUUUAAUUUCAUUUCAACUUUUAAAGCCUCCCUUGCACGACCUACUCCGCAGACACAAUCUCUGCUCCCAGCCCCGGUGAAAAUAAAACUACCACCCCAGCAGUGACUUAAAAUCACCUUUCCCUUCCACUCUGACAGCCAGUGUGCUUCAUUACUGCUGUCAGAGUGAGUCUCUUGCAGUAAAAUACAAUUCACCUUUUUUGACUCAAUAAAAUCAAACAACUGGGCUCUGUUAUUAACAUCAUGGCAGCCACUUCUCCAUGGAGGAUGAAUAAUAAAAACACGACAAUAAAUAACAGAAAACAAGGCUAAAAGCUAUACACGUGACUUGAUCAAUUUAAAAGCUUUUUGAUUCACCCACCAUUUUUCUAGCAGUGCUCACAAACUUUUUCAAACAAUCUCUUUUCUCUAUCAAACUCAACUACUGUUGCUUUUCUUAAAACUACAUUAGCCAAAAUUAAAAACAGUUUCAAAUCUGGGAAGAAAGUUGAAAGCUCAACUCCCCUUUUACCUUCAGUUUCAUCCAUAUAUCUGCUGAACAUCUAUAGCGGGUACAACUUUUUAUUUCUGGGCUGGCUGGCCGGGAUGUCGUAAGGCAGCGAGAUGUCAGAGAGCUUUCCUUCCUCCUCCUCGUCUUCUCCCACAGACAAGGCUUGGCUCAGUCUCUGUGGGCGGCUGCACUGCGGCAAGACUCCUCUUAGCUCUGGAUGCAGGCACAGGUCUCUUCACCGACUCCUCCACCUGCGCUCCCCAAACACCCUCAGCCUGACCAGCCCCCUGUCCUUCAUCGGCGCUGCCCUCCACAGCAGCCUCCCUCUUGAGUUUAGGGCUGGUGUGUUUCAUGUGACCCUCUUCACCGCAGUGAAAACAUUUCAUUGUGUCUGAAGUUGCAAAAAUAAUUCACUCCUUGCCCAUCACCACAAAUCUCCAGGCUACACUUAAAUCCUGCCCUGGGUUGUGCAGAAUCACAAACACCUGUCUUUGAAUGGACAGGACAUGUUUCAUUUCUGGGUUUUUGCAGCCUAGCGGAAUCAUUCUGAGGGGGGGGCAUUAUUUUGCCGUAUCUCGCUAGCUCACGUUCUAUCAUAGCAUUGGGGAUAAAAGGAGGAAUAUUUGAGAAGAUAACCUUUUUUAGCGGGGUUGAUAGGGGCAUUGCAGUUACGAAAGCACCAUUAAUACUGAAACCUUCUUCAACAAUUCUGUUUACUAGUUGUGACCGAGCACUGUUGAGUGGUGUGUGAGUGGUGACGUCACGGACCAAAAAUAGGAACCAAAACAAGGAAUGGCGGUGGGUGAAACUGAACGCUACGGCGUUCAGUGCUUUUAUUUAAUAAUAAAUAAAUAAACAAAAGAUUUAAACAAGCAAGACAGUACAAAACAAAACGGCGUGUUAGUCAAACAAAUAAAGUUGAGCAGUUGUUUGGUUUUGGUUUUGUUUUCUCUCUCCUCGCUCUCUCCGCUCUCACGCCUAAUACACUCUCCGCCGAGGGUAGAGAGCUGCAGGUUUAUAUACAGUGACCAUCUCCCGAUUAGCAACAAUUAAUCAAUGAAUUAACUGGGGAGAUGGUCACCGUCUGCACGAGUUUAAUAAGGAUAUGUGACUGUCAACUAGCUAAAUAAAUCACUAGCUGAUCAGUCACGCAUCCUCACGGGGUUUUUAAAAUAUAAAAACAAUAACAAAUACGCUGCGCUUUUAUCUGCGCCGCAAACAAAAAUACAAAUAAUAAUAAAUAUAUAUAUAGGGGCGAGACACCGCGCCACACAUGCCCCCCCCCCCUUGUGCGCAGCACACAUGGCCUUUUCGGCCACCUCCCCCCUUAGUUCUCAAAGUCCCGGCUAGCAGUCCCGGCCCAGGAACAGGGGCAGCAACGGGCCAAAGGUGGGAUGUCCUCCUCCCACCCAAACAGCCGUAGCGUCCUGGUGGACCGCGCACAGGCCGGCUCCUCCGGCCAAGGAAAUUUUGGGGGUGGUCUCCAGACCUCCCCCCCUUCUUCAUGGCCAUCAACUCCCCUCCGUGGGGCUUCGGCCACCCGUUCUCCUGCAGCGAAAUUGCUGCGGGGGGAACUGGUCUCCUGACCUCCCCCCCCUACUUCAUGGCCGGCAGCUCCACUCCGAGGGACUCCGCCACACUAGUGCUUCUUGAUUUAAUAACACAAUAAUGGCCUUAUUCAUCCUAGAAGCGGACUUGAUGUUAUUAAAACCAGUAAUCCUACCCACAGAUAGCAGCACGUCCUGAAGCGCGACCCCGCUGUCAGAAAUGCCUGAAUCCGUGUCUCUGUGUUAGUGCUUCCAUCCCGCCGGAGUGAGAACCCAUCCCGGGGCGACACAAACUAAACCUCCAACCGGCCAAACCAAUAAAUUAAUAAAUAAGUAAUACAAAUAAUGAUAAUUAAAAAAGCAACAAAGAAAUAAAAAAAAAGUUUAAAUAAAAGGAUGUCAAAUCUCUUUAAACUAGAAAGCAUGUAAAAUAGUAAUAAAAGGCUGUAAAACAGACCUACACUAUUCAAACACCACGCUCUCAGCUCGCAAGCCCCUCCCACAAUCCCACAAUCCUGAGAGAGAGAGAUUAUAUUCACCUAUCUACUGUAUCUGUGUCUCUCUCCAUGGAUCCAGAUGGGUCAGGUUUGACUGGUUUGAAGAGCACAGCAUCGACUGGGGGUGGGGUACUCAAUGGGGUAUCAGUCUUGGCUGUCAGUGCAGUCACCUCUGCCCCAUCCCUAGUUCUGCAUUCAUGGAACAUGGGGAACAUGUAAGGAAGCAAGCAAGGGCUCUGAGUAAUGAAGUUAAACAGGGGGACUGUAACAGGGCCAGAUCUGUGCUGGCUGUCUGACGCAUACAUGAUCCUGCAGGAGGAGCUUGGGAGCCCCGUGGGACCUGCCUGCCAAUCAUGGCAGUGACACAGAGAAGUUGGGUGAGGGUGUGUUGUCUUUCCCUCUCUCUGAGUGGUUGAGAGGCGGGCCUUGGGGGCUCGCUCCACCUAUAAGAACUACGCUCUGUUAUUCAUGCGGGCUGGCGAUUGCAGGGUAAACCCAGUGACGCUGGGUUCGGAAGCGAGGUAAAUAAACCAAGGCAAGAACGCCAGCAGCUGCAGCAAGAUAACUGGACGCCAGCAUGGCUGAGGAAGACAGAGCGUAGGUUGGAGACCCGAGCUGACCGGUUUAGCGGUGGUGGGGGACGCUGCAUAAGCAGCACCUUUUGUUUGUAGUUUUUAUUACUGUGUUUUAUUUUCCCUUUUUCUUUCACCUUUUGUUUUCAUUUUUAUUUCUCAGCACCUGCGCGUGCUGCCUGAUACAAGUGCAACGCCUUUACCAUCGUUGGUAUUGGGGAUAGAAGAACCAGUGCCACCUGGUGGUUAAUAAAGGAAAGAAAAGAAUAAUAAAACUGGGCACCAGAGAGGUGUUUCAAUUAAAACCUUCUGUCUCCCAUGUCAGUGAAUUCCCACACCCUCCCACAGGGACAAAUAAUGCACCCCCCCUCAUUUACUCAUAUGUCCCAAUACUAGUUGGAGUGGAGAUGUAGUAUCCUUGUGAUAAAAUCAUGCUAAUGCUAAUGAUGAGAAUCUAGCCCUGUGUUGUAGGUGCAGCCCCCUUCUUCAGAUCUCCAGGUGUUUCUGUUUAACAUGUACUGCUUCUUUCUCUCAUUGAGAGGGGUUGUAAACCCUGUCCAGAGAAGUGGAUGCAGUUCAAUGGAAAGUGCUACUACUUCUCAACUGAUACAAUGGACUGGAACUCCAGCCGGGCUAGCUGUGUGUCAAUGGGAGCAGACCUGGUGAUUAUAGAGAGCGAGGCAGAGCAGAGAUUCUUAUUGGAUAAAGCUAAAGCCUAGACUGGAUGGAAUUCCCACUGGAUCGGCCUGACUGAUGCUGUUACUGAAGGAGUUUGGCUCUGGGUGGACGGCACUCCUCUCAAUGACAAGGCAAAAUAUUGGCACGGUAAUGAGCCUGAUGACUGGAAGAGAGGUGGGGACUCGUCCGGAGAGGAUUGUGCACGUCUUGCAUACUCGACACCCUUGGCAGAUUCUCUCUAUACCUGGUUUGAUGCACCGUGCACACAACAGUCAAAUAGAAGGAUCUGUGAAACCACAGCAUUGAUAAUUAAUAUAUAAAACCAGUGUGGCUCUGUUUCACUUUUUCUCUCUAUUUAGAUAGCAAACAAGCUACAAAAUGAAUCCCACAAGUUACUUACAUUUCACUUUAUUAAACUGUGGUAUCUUAAGUGUUUUUAUGAAAUAUAUAAAAAAUACACAUUAAAUCAAACCAGAUCUUUUAUAAAGAGUUUGUGUUUCAAAUGCCAUCGUGAUUAUUGUUUUUAUAUUCCCCCUGACGUUUGCAAUCAUUUAUAAAAACAGAUCUAGAGAACAAUGAUAAUAACUCAGUAUUGGAGGAACAGAACAAUUACAAACAUCCAUUAGAAACGCUUCCCAUAGUAAAAGCACAGCAAAGUGUAAUGAAGCACAGUGAAAGCAUGGGAAAGCAUAGGCAAGCAUUGUAAAGCACAGAGAGUAUGCUAAAGCAUAUUAAACAUGGCAAGCCAGGGCAAGCUCUGGUAAAUGCAUAAUAUAACCAUGGGAAAAGUGCAAUAAUACCAUAUAAUAGUAAGGAAAGUGAAAAACACAGUGUAUGACUCACCCUGCACAGCAUGCGGUCCAGCCUUUAUUAUUAUUUUAUUAUUAUUUAUUUCUUAGCAGACACCCUUAUCCAGGGCAACUUACAAUUGUUACAAGAUAUCACAUUAUGCAUUAUACAGAUAUUAAUUGUAUGUAAAAAAACAAACAAACAAAAAAAAAUAUCCACUUAUACAGUUUGUUUUUUUUACUGAAGUAAUCUAGGUAAAGUACCUUGCUCAAGCGUACAGCAGCAGUGUCCCCCACCUGGGAUUAAACCCACAACCCUCCAGUCAAGAGUCCAGAGCUCAGAGCCCUCACCACUACUCCACACUGCUACCCUUUACCAGGCGCGCCACUCAGGAACCCUUAAAGUGAAUAUUGAUAGGGGGUCUGUGCUACAAUGGAGCAAUUUGACUGAAGCGAUUGCACAAUGUGGUCCAUUUCAAUUGCUUUUCCAAUACACUGAACACGAUGCAACACAGACUUAAUGUUCAAGAAUGGAGGAGAGGCCGCUGUCAGUCAAGAUAUCGUUUUCCUGAUCCGGCCUGAUCCGGCCCCAUGUGGGUACAAAGGCAUUUGCCGCUGAUCUUGAGAGUAUAAAUCGUCCACGUACAGAGCUAAGAUUUACACUUCUGGAAAGGACGAUUCCUCUCAAGAAACCUUAUCCCGUAAAGACCCACUUCAUAAAUGGACGGAGAUUCAACCCACAACAAUGAAGUUCUAAAUGAUAUCCAGGAACUUCCUGAAGAACAUUUAAUUUCACACCAGGAGGAAGUAAUUGAACAGCCUCCUACGGUCGUUCCCCUCUCACCUACUUUCGUUCCAUUGUCCCCAACUUGGUUUUUGGAGAAUCAGAAUGAUACGAUCCCGGGCCAUAGCAUAUCCCUUGAGAUACCACGCGAUUUAGUCGUGCCUGAGGACUUUUUAAAUAAUUUCUCAGUGAUAGCAGAAACGCAUAAAAAAGCAGAAUAUAUUGAAGAUUCUGAACAUCUGGAACAGUACUUCAUGACAUCUUUCAGUGAUCUAGCGUCAGACUCCGAAUUGUCUAAAAAAGAUCCUGAAAAAGCCGAAAGGAACGACGUGGCCUGUACUUCGGAGGAGGGCCAGGUUAUACAUGCGUAUACCCCCUUGGAGCCUCCCAAUAAACCUCAAAAAUCUGCAAAAAGACCUCUCAAAAAACGGCCCACUAGACGUACACUUCUUGUGGAAAGCGAAUCUUCCGAGGACGACACAUCCUUCAGCAGAGACCCAAAGUCUAAAAGGCCGCGUAAAAUUUCCGAAAGGUUUCAUACUUCGCUACAAUCAAGAGGCAGCCCCACAGUCUCCAAAGUAUCACAAAGGCUAAAACCUACGCUCCCCUCAACUUCAACUACUGCUAGGUAUCACAGCGUAGAGCUAUUGAAACAUGUACAUCUGACUAUAGAGCAGAUCAUUUACAGACAUCCUGCUAUAAGGGCCCUAGUUUCUGACCCAGAAGUGGCUCAGAAUAUACAAACAUUAAUUACCCUAUUGAAAACGCUGGGUUUCUUAAAACAGUAGCAGUGUAUUUGUAGAGUUACAAUGGAACCCCAUCGCAAAAAAACAUGUAAAAGGAAACACAUUGAAAUUACUGUUGAUGAUUCUGACAAUGAUGAUGCUGUGAUUGGUGUUCACAAAAAUAAAAAGGUUUCAAUUGAUCCGAGUCAAACUGUGUCAAAUUCUGUGUUUAAUUCUAUAAUCGUCCCCCGAAAUACCUUAAAUUCUGUUCCCUCAGUAGGUUCCCAUACACAUAGUAUGUCUCCAGCCCCCGGUGGCAUACCACACACUGUUCACCCCCAAAAUUUAAAUGGUUUUGAGAAUUUUGACUAUCUAGACAAACUACUAAAUGAUUUAAAUUAUAACGCAGAUAUUUUACCGUCAAUCAGGGCUCUGAUUGAUGAAAUUUCUACAGAUACUCCCCCGAUAAAUGACAACUCCACUAAUACAGACAAUAAUAAUUCCCCGUGCCAUGGGUUUGUUAAUGAUGCUAAAUUGACUCAGAUCAAUUUUGACUCUUUGGAUAUGCUUUUGCAUGAAAUGUCUAGAGAGAAUCAUGGUACUAUAGAGGGUGUAGGUGAUAUGGAAAAACAAAUAGGGGGAGGCUUAAACGAAGGGGGUUGCCUUGAUGAUUCUUUUAGCAUAAAAGUCCCGGGGGGUGGUGUAAUACAUGAUGAUCAAGUGGCUGGUCCUUCUGGUAUACAGGUCCCCCAUAGCAAUAGCGGCGGUGAUAGAAUUGGGGGGGAAGGUGUACAGCAUAGACAACGACCUAUGUUUAACAAUUUCGAAUUGAAGCAAUCUCUUAACUUUACACAUAUGUAUGAUCUGGAUUCCUACGCUGAAGUUUUUACUGUGCUGCAUGAAACGUUAGAGAAUAUGUUGAGUGAGGUUUCUAGAACGCUAAGACCUGCAGACGUUGUUCAGCUUGAAUUACGAGCAGGAUCCUUAGAUAUACCAGUGUAUGUAAAAAUGACUGGAGACAAUUUAAGUCUAGACGAUUUUCUCAGUCAGAUUGAAGCUCUCCUUCAAAGUCAUAGUGAAAUUUUGGCUGAUGACUCUUUGAUGUUGAUUGUCCAGGUUGUAAGGUGUCCAGAAGGAGGUGGUGUUAGGAGAGGUUUGCAGACCUUAAUGAAAAGUGAGCUUAUUAGAAAAAAAGCCAAGCAUCUGAUUAUAUGUUACAACAGAGACAAUCAAUUAUGUUUUGCCUACAGCGUUCUGAGCUUGUUAUUUCCUGAAUUUAGGGAGGCCAAUGAUACGUGUAUGGCUGAGGCUUUAAAACUUCAACAGAGUGUGGGAUUAAGUGAACAUCAAAUGGUUUCGUUUGCAGACAUAGAUAAAUUUGAACAGGCCCUAGAUGUUAAAAUUGUGGUGUGGUACAGAUGUCCUCAAAAGGACGUGUUCCUGAAACACCAAACAGAUACUCGAGCAAAAAACAAAACUGUAUUUCUGUUUCUUCAUGAGAAUCAUUUCUAUGGUAUUGUUAACUUGAAAGGUUUUCUGGGUGCAGCCUAUCUGUGUAAUUACUGUUACACAGCCUACAGUAAUCGAUCUGGACAUCGCUGUGAAGGACACUGUAAUGUGUGUUUUUCCCCAGCCUGUAACAGCGAGUCCUCUGUAAAGGUAAAAUGUAACGACUGCAAUCGUUAUUGUCGAUCCCAGCUCUGUUAUGAUGAGCAUAAGAUUCUCCGAGAUAAAGCCAACAGUGAAAAACAGGUUUCUAUGUGUGACAUUUUAAAACUUUGUACAAGGUGCUAUUCUCUCUAUAAAUGUGACCCUACAAAGCCCCUGACUCAUAAAUGUCUUACUCCAUACUGUAAGCUAUGUAAAGCCGUGUUGUUACCUCACAGUGAUCAUAAAUGCUUCAUUCAAACGCUUAAACCUAAGGAACCCACAGACAAAUAUGUGUUUUAUGAUUUUGAAUGUCGGCAGGAAGCUGGUGUGCACAUUCCUAAUUAUUUGUACUGCAUGCAUAUGGGUGGUGAAUCAUGGUUUUGGGAGGGCGAGGAAUGUGUGAAAAAGUUUUUUGAGCGGUAUCGUAGACCUUGUUAUGCAGGCUAUACUUUCUUGGCACACAAUGCAAAGUCUUAUGACAGUUAUUUACUGAUGAAUUAUUUAGUAACCAAUGGAAUUAACCCAAAUAUCAUAGCUCAGGGUAGCAAGUUGAUGUGUUUUACAGACGAGGCUUUUAAGAUGCGUUACAUUGAUUCCUUUAACUUUUUGCCUAUGAAGUUAAGUGCCCUGCCUGCCGCUAUGGGGUUUGAAGCCAGAAAAGGAUAUUUUCCUCAUUUUUUCAAUACUGCUGAAAACCAGAAUUAUAUCGGCCCAUAUCCUGAACCACGCUACUAUGGUGUUCAGCAAAUGAUGUCUAAAGAUCGUGAGGACUUUUACAAAUGGGAUGAUUCGAAUAAGAAUGGUGUUUUUAAUUUCAGAGACGAAAUGGCGUUCUACUGCAAAAAUGAUGUUGAAAUUUUGAGAGAGGCAUGUAUCAAAUUUCGUACCGAGGUUUAUGCAAUAGGUCAGAUAGACCCCUUCCAAUGUACAACUAUUGCUUCACUGUGCAUGGCUAUGUAUAGAAGUAAAUUCCUGCCUAAAGACACAAUAGCUAUCAUUCCUCCCGACAAUUACAGUGCCCAGCAAAAAAGCUUUUCAAAUGCCUCGAUACAAUGGUUAAUGUAUGUAGCAGAAACUGAAAAUGUUUUCAUUCAACAUGCUUUAAACUACGGAGAGUUUAAAAUAGGCCCCUUUUUCUUGGACGGUUAUGCUGUGAUUAAUGGUAAGCGUACGGCUUUUGAAUUUGCAGGGUGUUUUUUUCAUGGCUGUCCCUUGUGCUAUGAUUCGACCGAUGUAAACCCCUUAAGCAAAGUAUCGUGUGGUACGAUGCGUCAUCACUUUGAUGAAAAGAUUGAAACAUUGCAAAAGGUUUACGGGUUGGAAGUCAGAGUUAUUUGGGAACAUGAAUGGAACACACUGAAAAAACAGCCUAAAGUGCACGAUUUUCUGGUUAGUUCUGAUUUUCCAGAACGCAUCAGUCCUCGCGAGGCUCUGUUUGGGGGUCGUACAAAUGCCAUUACAUUACAUUAUGUGGCCCAGGAAAAUGAAAGGGUGGAAUACUUUGAUUUCACUAGCUUGUAUCCUUUUGUUAACAAGACAAAAUUGUACCCAGUAGACCAUCCUACCAUAAUUUACCAUAAUUUUCAAGACUUGAGCCAAUACUUUGGAUUGUUCAAAUUAACUGUUUUGCCUCCUAGGGGUCUUUAUUUCCCUGUACUGCCUGCCCGCAUAAGUGGUAAAUUAAUGUUUACCCUAUGCCGUUCAUGCGCGGAAACACUAAACCAGACUGGGGUAUGUAAUCAUACCUCUGGAGAAAGAGCCUUGACAGGGACAUGGUGCAGUGUAGAGGUAGUCAAAGCUCUUGAGAAAGGUUACAAAGUGUCUAAAAUACACGAAGUUUGGCACUUUCCUCAGAAAUCUGACACUCUCUUUACAGGUUACAUUAACAGUCAUCUCAAGGGGAAACAGGAAAGUUCAGGUUACCCGGCUCAUUGUACCGAUGAGGAGCGUAAAGAGCGUUAUAUUGCUGAAUAUUUUCAGAAAGAGGGGGUUCAAUUAGAUCCUCAAAACAUCAAUGUUAAUCCUGCUAAAAGACAAAUCUCCAAACUAUCCCUCAAUAGUUUGUGGGGGAAGUUUGCCCAGAGAACUAACCAACUCUCUACAAGUUUGGUUAAGGAUCCUGACCAGUUUUUCCAUUAUCUCUUUUCAAAAAGAUAUCAGGUUUCGCAUUUUUGUUUUGUAAGUGAUACUGUGGCUCAGGUUCAAUGGCGUUACGCUUCUGAUACCUAUACUCCCACAGGUAAUGUAAACGUAUUUAUAGCGGCAUUUACAACAGCGUACGCCAGGCUAGAGCUUUAUAACCUCUUGGAUCGGCUGCAGGAUAGGUGUCUGUAUCAUGAUACGGACUCUGUAAUCUUUGUCAGCAGGCCCCAGGCUUGGCGUCCAGAACUACAUUACAGAGUUUGUGUCAGGGGGCCCUAAAACAUAUGGAUACGUUACAAACAGCGGAAAAACAUGUCUCAAAGUAAAGGGGAUUACCCUAAACUAUGAGAAUUCCAAAUUAAUUAACCUCGCUUCGUUAAAAGACCUUGUACAAAACUUUGUGAAUCAUGAUAGAAACACCCCCGCUGAGCAUAUCAUGAUUCGCGGCUCCCAGAUUCACCGUAAUAAAAAAGAAUUUCAAUUGGAAAACAAACCACUCCAGAAAACCUUUCAAAUAGUCUACAAUAAGCGAGUCUUGCGUUCUGAUUUCACAUCGAUUCCUUAUGGAUUCUGAAGAAGGUUUUGAUAUUAGACUAUCCGUGCCUUUUGCAGCUAUAAUAUCGGGACCCUCCAAUUCAGGCAAAAGUUAUUUUGUGAAGCAGCUUUUAGAAAACUCUCAACAGAUCUUUUCCAAAACCCCUGAGAAUAUCAUUUGGAGUUAUAGCUGUUGGCAGGGAUUAUACAAUGAAUUGGCCCUUAAAUUUAAAAAUAUCAAAUUUAUUGAAGGCAUACCAGAUUCAUUAACCGAUGAUAAUUUAAUGCCUCCUAACAAAAUCAAUUUACUCAUUAUAGAUGACUUGAUGGAAGCAGCUAGCGAAAAUGAUGAAAUACAGAAAGCUUUUACAAAAUACGUUCAUCAUAGGAAUUUAUGCGUACUGUAUUUGGUUCAAAAUUUGUUUUUUCAAGGAAAAAUGAGUCGCACCAUAAACUUGAAUGCCAAUUACAUUAUUCUGUUUAAAAACCCUCGAGAUAAAUUUCAAAUCAACACACUAGCCCGUCAGAUGUACCCCGGGAACUCCAAGUUUUUCUUAGAAGCGUUUGAAGAUGCGACAAAAAAACCCUAUGGUUAUCUUUUAAUAGACUUAAAGGCCCAAACCCCCGAAGCAUAUCGUCUAAGAACUGGUUUAUUUACUCCUGAUUUGCCAGUUGCUUACAUCAUGAGAAAUACCAAAUCAAAACACCUAUAAGCGGCCGGCUAUCGCUCUAAAACUUUUAUUUAUCUAGACUCAGCAACCGCGCAUCAUGUCGGCUAGAAUAAAACGUAACCUCCAUCUCUUAAAGAGCAUAGUUCGUAGCUCUGCUCAUCAGAGAAGAGCAAUUUUACGAAACGCUUCAGACAAUUUUAUCAAAUCGAUUGUGGAAAUUGCCUUAAAUGCCUUAAAGGGUCACAUCCCCUUAACUUCGAGUCAGUUAAACACUCUCAAAAAGCAGCGGCGUGUUAUAAAGAGCCUAUGCAAUAAGAAGCAUUCAAUUAAAAAGAAGAAAAAAACUGUGAAUCAGAGUGGUGGUUUUAUCGCUGCUUUAAUAAGGAUUGCAUUGCCUUUUUUAUCAGGACUCUUAUCGCCUCAAAGUUAAUUUGUAAAAAUGACUCACUCCCAGAAAAUGUUUCUGAUACCCCAGCAUCAACUCGACAGACUUCGGCAGCCUGAGCCCCAGCACCCCGAGCCUAUUAAAAAAGCCGUUGAAAGCCGACUUGACUCUGAAAUGAAAAGCAUUCUACUUAGAAGCGACAUCAGUGACCAUGAGAAAGUUAAGCUAUACACCAACUCCUUACAGAGAUAUCUAACCCUGCUUAAACAGAGUGAAAAAGAGUUUAAUACCCUUACAUUAAUUACACCCCCCUCUGAGGAAACGACCCAACCGGCAGCAGAAUCUGAAUCUAAGAUAGUGACUGCAGUUAUGAGUAGUGUUCCCUCCAGAUCUAAGAAAAAUGCUAAUUUUAUUUUAAACGCUAUGUCUCAGAAUGCUUUGGUUACCUCAUGGAAUGAUCAAGGGGAAUUCAUUCUUAGGGGCAAGAACAUUAGAGGGUCGCAUAUGGUUGAUUUAAUCAGGGCUGCAACGGGGCAUACCCAUAUCCCUGAACAUAGGUUACCUGUAGGAUGGGCCGAAUUCAUCAAAGGUUUGUCUGUAAUAAAUGUCCCCUAUUCUACAGUACCUAAUUCUCAAACACGACAACUCAUAGAAGCUUAUAAAAAACGACCCUUAGAGACCCCUAUGCAUAAGAAGCAGAAAAAAAGGCAGCAGUUAUGGGAAAGUUAUUAAGAUGUUACUGAUUUUAUUGAGUUUACAUAUCUGUACAUUUUGUUGUAUGCAUAUGCUGUGUAAACAUUGUCUGAUACAUUUUGUUGUAUAUUCAUGCAAAUGCUGUGUAAACAUUGUCUGAUACAUUUUGUUGUAUAUUCAUGCAAAUGUUAUAUAAACAAUGUCUGAUAUAUAUAUAUAUAAAUAUAUAUAUUACAGCAAUAAAAAUAUUUAU